CUGUACCCAGAUGUGCACACAAAAAAAAAAAGAGUGUGUGUGCGGUGCGGGAGUCCUGUCAGUCCGGCUUCCUCCCGUCCCGUGUUUGGCUACUACCGGCGGCGCGGCGCAAUCCCUCUCCCACCUGACCUCGCCUUCUCGGCUGGCCUUGCCGCCCCCCAAAAACAGUUGCCGGCCGGGAGAGAGACGAAGGGAAUCGCUUCGCCUGAUUUCUCGUCUCGAGCCUGGCGUCGUCGAACCAUGGGGCCGCCGGCACUCGACCGGCUCAUGUCUAUGCAGCGGCGUCGCCGUCGCCGGCCAACUCAAGGCCGUAGCACUACACCGCCUCUUACCUCCCUCGGCAGCUCUGUUUAUUCAUCUCUGCUGUGGAUUGGUGACUGCAGUGGCUAAAAGGACGGACACUCGGCUGAUAAUUAGCCUUCCAGAAGUAAUGCUGAUAAUGGGAAUUCUCGGAGUGACAAAAAUUGAGAUAUUCAGGACCAUGCCUUCCAGAGGACUCAUAGGUAGAGAAUUUGCAUGCGUAUUGGUUGAGGUUGGCUAUUUCAUUGCCAGAGGAGUUGCCAAGUUCAUGAAGAACCUGCCUGCUGAUGAUGGUGAUGGGUUCGAUCCUGCCACCAUGAAAGGCUACAAGUACCCUGUUCAAAUUUAUGGACUUUGGGGUCGUGUCACCAUCGACCAGAUCUGGCACUGUGAAGGCAGGCUCCUCCGCUCAGGUACUGUUCACUGCAAGGAGCUCAAGGACUUGUGUCUGGCUAAAGCCAUGUAUGAGCUAUUGAAGCGGCGCUACUAUGGGUUGUCAUUCGCCGAGGAACACCUUGAUGAAACCCGUGAUUUUGUCUUCAAGGGAUUACUACAAAAUCAGGAUGACUAUGAGAGACCUUUCCGGAUUGUUGAAAUGGAGUUGGGGUUCUGCCAUGACUACUUCUUUACAAAACAUGCUAUCAUCUUUGAACUUGAGGGAGUAUUCUUCUUUCUCUUCCUUGUGAGGAUUGCUCUUGUUGCCACAUGUGUAUCCUUUGUCGUGCAGAGUACACUAUCUGUCAAGACACUUAAAGCUGUCAUUGAAGUGCACAGCAAAAGGGCUGACGAGAUCAUCACUCUCCUUGUUUUGGCCACAUUCCUUCUCACUGAACUUCUUCAAGCUGCAUUCUAUCUGGCCUCGGAUUGGUGCAAGGUGUCAGUUACUUGUAUCUAUCUCAAAAUAUCUUGUUAUCAACACAAUGCUUUCAUUGAGAAGUUUAUCUGCUAUAUUAGCAGAUUCAAAAUAUUUGGGUACUGGAAGAAUAAGAUUGGUCAGUACUCGAUUAUUCCACACAUUACCGCCGCUGAUUCGUCUGGGGACUGUUACCCAGUGAACAAGUUGCAGACAGUAAAGCGGGCUAUUGCUAGGUCCCUAAUAUCAUGCGCCGGUCCACCAACUAAUGGAGAAGGGUCAUUACAGAGGAACGGUGUGCUUGCAGAGUUUUCUUGGGCAUUGCAUGGUCAUUCACAAGCAGAGAUCAUGUUAAUUUGGAACAUCGCCACUGAUUACUGCAAUAUGAUUCCCCCUACUGGAGACGGGGAGCAACUGAAUGGGACAUCUGAAAAUGAACAAGACACAAAGUUCAACAAGAAUGUUUCAGUCAGCCUAUCAAGAUAUUGUGCAUACUUGAUGAAGUCUGCACCAGAAUUGCUUCCAGGAUACUUCGGAGAUACAAAGCUGGCCAUGGUUGAUGUAGAACGCAAAGCAUACGAAGUUCUAGGAUCCCGGAAUGUUGGACUUGGUUUAAAAUGGUGGAAUGUUUUUUCCCUUUUGGUAAACGGGUUUCUACCCCUGGCCUCUGGAUCUAUUGAUGCAUCCCAGAAUAUUCACCAGGCUAUGAAUGGUUUACAAGACCAAGUGGAAGACAGGAGCAUCUUCAUGAGAGGUGUGAAGCUUGGAAAGCAGCUAGAGCGCAAUCCGAGCAGUGCUCUUCGCUGGAAGAUACUUGCGGAUUUCUGGGCUGAGAAGAUCCUCUACAUCGCACCAUCUGAUAAUGUGAAAGGGCACAUGGAACUUCUCGCAAAGGGAGGAGAGUUUCUCACCCACAUCUGGGUCCUCCUUACUCAUGCUGGCAUCCUCAAGAUUAACAGGGAGGAAGGUAACAACACCAUGCCCAUGCGCCAACCAUCCCAAGGAGAUGUGUAGUAAUUUCAGUUCUAGCUGCUUGCUUUCAUGUACCACUAUCGUGCGAGCGUUCUUGUUUGUUCUUCUCUUGAAAAGCUUUAUUUCUGCUGCACUGUAUCGAGUGUAAUACUCUAUCCCAGUGGUGCGCGUCAUCUGAACUAUUUGUUGUAUCAUUUCAAAAUUGUCAUAUGCAAAAACCGUCAUGUAAUUGCCUGUGUGGAAUUUUUGUUGUUCUAUUA
This is a messenger RNA of Triticum aestivum (bread wheat), 2385 nucleotides long. RefSeq lists its product as uncharacterized. The transcript is spliced from 3 exons. The coding region runs from base 11 to 2167 and encodes 718 amino acids. NCBI's taxonomy places the organism in Eukaryota, Viridiplantae, Streptophyta, Magnoliopsida, Poales, Poaceae. The record is from RefSeq and is a predicted model, not a curated record.